AUGGCCUCUUCUUCAAGACCAAAGAGGCAAAAAGUGUCAAUGCAACAAAAGGAGCAAAGGACUAAGGCAAAGCAUGAUCUCUUCUCACAUGGAAAAAUUGCAAGGAAGUUCAAGGAAGAUUACUCUCAAAGGGAUGUCAUCAAUGGUAAGCAAUGUGAUCUCCAAGCCCUUGAGUAUGUCAACUUUAAUUUUCUUAUUGAGCGUAUGGGAUGGGAAAAAUUGUUAGAAAUUCAAACAAAUAUAUAUCCUAGGUUAGUUAGAGCCUUCUAUGCUUGCAUUGAGUUUCAAUGUGAUCCAUAUAGCGUUAGGGGAGAUCUCAAAGGAGUACAUUUUGAGUUAACUAUUGACUCGCUUAAUGAUUUUCUUAAUGCACCUAAAGAUGGCCUCUUGCUUGACCAUAGACCUCGCCUUAAAAAUAAUGCCUUUUUCAAUUUUAACCUCUUUAAUAAUCAUGUGUGUGUAGGUAACUCCUUUAGGUUAAAACAAAAAAGAACCUACCUCGCCCUUCAAGGGAAAAUAGUUCAUGCCUUUAUAUGCUCAAAUCUUAUUCCUAGGAAAGGCCAUCAAGAUGAGGUAAGUGCCAUUGAUCAAGUUCUCCUAUACAAUCUUAUAAUGGGCGAAAACCAAAUUAACCUAGGCUAUCUCAUCCUUAAAACCAUGCAUGAAGUGUUUAAACCUUCCCUAAAAAGGGCAUUACCCUAUGGUUAUCUCCUUAGCUAUUUAUUCCCACUUCUAGGAAUCCCAAUAGAAGAUGAAAUUGAUGUUUAUGAACCCAAGGAUUCCGACACUCUUGGUGAGAUCACAUUCAAAUUCAUGCGCUACAAAUUCGAUGAAGAGGAAAAGAAGUGGAUUCCCACCACUUCAAUGUCCCAUGUCCAUGAGGAUGAACACUUGGUCCCAAGUGAAGAUGAAGGGGAAGAGCAAGAUGUCCAAGCUCAAAAUGAAGAGGAAGGCGAAGAGGAAGUGCCUCCAAUACCCCAAGCUCCUCACUUUAACCUUGAAGAAGCUUUUGCCAACCUUACCACUUCCAUGACUUCCAAUUUCACCACCUUGAGAGGUGAAAUGAACAACCAAUUUUCAACUCUUCAACAUGAGAUGACAACCAUACGGAGUGAUAUUACCACAUUGAGAGUAGACAUGGAGCAAGGCGUUUCGAGCAAAGCCAGUGAUGAAGACAGAAAGGCUAGUGAAUUUUUCUCUGUUUGUAAAACUUCUAGUAAUAUUAUUGUACAGGUAUAUAUUGUGUACAUGGGGGCACUUCAAGAUAAGUUAUCCUCACAAACAUCUCUUCAUUAUAGUAUACUGCAAAGUGUUCUUGAGGGAAGUUCUGUUUCUGAUUCCUUAGUGCGAAGUUACAACAGAAGUUUCAGUGGAUUCGCAGCAAAACUUACUGAGAAAGAAAGGCUUAAGCUUGCUGGUAUGGAUGGCAUUGUGUCUAUCUUCCCCAAUAAGUUAUACAAAACUCAAACAACAAGAUCAUGGGAUUUUAUGGGACUUAGUGAGACAAUAAAGAGAAAUCCCACUGUGGAGAGUGACACUAUAAUUGGUGUUAUUGACACUGGAAUUUGGCCUGAAUCCGAGAGCUUUAGUGAUGAAGGUUUUGGCCCUCCUCCUAAGAAAUGGAAGGGUGCUUGCAAUGGAGGAAAAAAUUUCACCUGCAAUAAAAAAGUUAUUGGAGCUCGGUUCUACGAAACAACAAUAAUUGAAUCAUCAAGGGACGAAGAAGGUCAUGGAAGCCACACAGCCUCAACAGCUGCUGGCAACAUUGUGAAGGAAGCUAGCUUUUAUGACAUUGCAAAAGGCACUGCAAGAGGAGGAGUUCCUUCAGCCAGAAUUGCUUCUUAUAAAGUCUGUGAUGCUAGCGGGUGCUUUGGAGCCUCUAUCUUGUCUGCUUUCGAUGAUGCUAUUGCUGAUGGUGUCGACAUUAUUACAAUCUCCAUUGGACAAGAUGCUCCUUCAUACUUCUACAAUGAUGUAACAGCCAUUGGAGCUUUCCAUGCCAUGGAGAAAGGGAUAUUAACUGUGCAUUCUGCUGGAAAUGGUGGCCCUGCUCUUGGAACCGUGGCAAGUGUAGCACCAUGGCUGAUGACAGUGGCUGCUAGUACCACAGAUAGAAGAAUCAUAGACAAGAUUGUGCUUGACAAAGGCAAUGGAACCACCAUAAUUGGGAAAGCUGUAAAUUCUUUUACAUUGAAUGGAACAACAUUUCCUCUAGUGGAUGCAUCCAAUGUUUCAGAUUUUAAGAAAUGCCCAGAUUUGGAUCCGGGGACUUGUGACAUAAACUGCAUGCACAGUGGUUUAGUGAAGGGAAAGAUUAUGCUGUGUGAAAUAUCGGAUGCCUUUGCAGCCGGUGCACUCGGUUCAAUUUCCAUCGGUGAAUUGGAUGAUACUUCUUUUGUUGUCCCAUUCCCUGCAUCAAAUGUGAAUGAGAAAGACUAUAACACUAUACUGUCCUAUCUAAAUUCAUCAAAAAAUCCUCAAGCAACAAUACUAAAAAGUGAAGCUUUGAAAGAUUCUACAGCUCCUUUGGUUGCCUCAUUUUCUUCACGUGGGCCAAACUUGGUUGUACCUGAUAUUAUGAAGCCGGAUAUAAGUGCUCCUGGUGUAGAUAUAUUGGCAGCAUAUUCAUAUGAAGCCUCACCCUCAGAGAAUGCUGAUGACAAGAGGCGCGUAAAGUACAAUAUCGUUUCUGGAACUUCCAUGUCUUGUCCCCAUGUUGCUGGAGCAGCUGCCUAUGUUAAAACAUUUCACCCUGACUGGUCUCCUUCUGCCAUUAAAUCUUCUCUUAUGACUACAGCUUGGUUGAUGAACAAUACUAAAAAUUCAAAUAAAGAAUAUGACUAUGGUUCCGGGCAUAUCAACCCCACACAAGCUAUACACCCUGGGCUUGUGUAUGAAACUUUAGAAGGAGACUACAUAAAGUUUCUGUGCAGCCUUAUUGGCUAUGAUGAGAAAAAAGUUAGGCUUAUAUCAGGAGAUAAUAGCACUACUUGCCCCAAAAUACGAGAGAGGGAAUCAGGAAAGGAUCUCAAUUACCCUUCAAUGACUGCUACAGUUGCAAUAAACAAACCAAUUCAAGUCUCUUUUCAUAGAAGAAUUAAGAAUGUUGGCAUUGCAAACUCAACUUAUAAGGCCCAGAUUUUCUCAAGAUCUCUAACUAAUAUCAAAGUAGUGCCUGAAGUGCUUUCUUUCAAGUCACUGAAUGAAGAGCUUUCUUUUGAUGUGAUUGUUAACGGUGGUAGUUUGACAAAGAAAAUUCCUAUGGUUUCUGCAUCACUGGUUUGGUCUGAUGGUACUCAUUCUGUCAGAAGUCCAAUUGUCUUGCAUAAUUCCAAUUCAAUUGAAAGUUUUGAGGCCAAAUUGGACUAAAGUCAAAAUUGUCUUUUUAGCUGGCUUGUUUUCAUUUUCCUCAUCAGCUUGUCACCAAUUCAACUGUUCUUCUGCUAUUUGUGUACAACAUUGUUAUACAUAACAAUGGAGUUAGUUAAGGAGUAGUUUUGUUCAUGGUGGCUCUGAAAAUGUAUCAGCUUGGUAAAAAUAAUACGGAAAGGCCAAAAUGGAAAUAAGUAAGGCUAAUCCGUCACAUCUUGUUUUUGUUUUUCUUUCCCUUUCUGUUAAUGAUGGAAUGGAGUCUAUAAUACCCAACUAUUUUGUUUGUAAUCUUAGGUUUUCUUUUUGUUAUAUGCAACUUCAAUCCAGAUUACAUCUAAGGCAUUAUCUAUAGACAAGUAAUUCCACCACAAAUCUUGAAACUGAUGCAUAACUUUAGAGAAAUGUAAGCAAAAUUUGA
This is a messenger RNA of Cannabis sativa, 3790 nucleotides long. Its product is annotated as subtilisin-like protease SBT4.6. Gene Ontology annotation, molecular function: serine-type endopeptidase activity. Bases 1 to 3369 code for a protein of 1122 amino acids. The record is from RefSeq and is a predicted model, not a curated record. NCBI's taxonomy places the organism in Eukaryota, Viridiplantae, Streptophyta, Magnoliopsida, Rosales, Cannabaceae. Gene Ontology annotation, biological process: proteolysis. The transcript is spliced from 11 exons.